AUGGCGACGCAGCCGCUGCUGCUGGCGGCUCGCGAGCUCGCGCGCGGCCCCACGGCGUCGCUGCCUGACAACUUCGAGGUCGCCGCUACUGCCGCGUCUUCUGCUCACCUGGCGGUGCUAUUCCGGUCGCGAACGGAGCGGAACUGCGUGCGUUUGGGCGUGUUCAAGACGGACGACCAGGCGGACGCCGAGGAGCCCGAACUGGUCGAUUUACUGCCGGAAGCCGGCGACUCCGAGGCUUCUACGGUCGGUGACUGCGCGUGGACGCUUGCAUGGAGUCCGGACCUCAAGUUUCUGGUCGUGAGCGGCCGAAUCCCGCGCGCAGAGGGCGAAUCCGAGGGCGUCCUGUGGCUAUUCGCCCGCCCCGAGUGGUUGGCUUCUACCGCGGCGUCUGAGGCCUCACAGGGCCCUCCACUGCUACUACGUGUAGACCCAGCCAAGUACCUGGCUGUCAAGCACUGGGACCCGUCCACGAGCAUCGUGACCGUGUUCUUCCCCACGCAGAGCGGGAGCAGAGUGUUCGUGCUGUCUGCAGACGGCGUUUGGCUCAGUGUGGGCGUGCAACUGGCCAAGUUGGCGCUGGUGGCGAUGGAACAGACAGCGUCGGAAGACACGGCGGGGCUUUUCACGAUGAAAGUGGUCAAGAGGCUGACGGAGUGGCAUGCGGGCGUCACGGCCGCGAGUUAUGAGCUGCAGAGCGCCACGCUUGUGGUGACGGGAGGGGUAAGAGACCCCAGCGCGGACUUGGUCGAGAACCAGGCGUCGUCUUUGAGUGUCUGGAGAGUGGCCAGUGACAAGGACAGCACGGAAGUCGCGGAGCUGCUGGACUUUACGAUGGAAGGUGGUGGCCUAUUGACGGGCGUCACGAGUGCUCUAAUGGCUCCGUUCCGGAUGAUGGUAGGGGGAGAAGCGACAGAGUCGGAAGCGAUCGAAGGCUCAAUUCGUUACUUGGCACUGUCACCUUGCGGAAAUUUCGUGAGUAUGGUGGAUGAACUAGGAAGGGUUGCUAUGCGUCAAAUUGAUGCGUGUGCCGAUGUCUUGGCGUGGCAAGCUGUGGAGGACGUAUGGAGUGCCGAUUUUCAUGGCGUCACUAUGAAGUCGGCUGUGUGGCUGACUUCCGACUUGGUUGCGCUCGUACUCACGAACAACAGCGUCAUCUACUCAAAGUUCGUUGCUCACUCCGAAGAAGGAGCUGCAUCUGGAGCUACCAGCAGCGACAGCGAAGACGACGACAUCUCACCUUCAGGGCCUACUGGCCGUCUCGUGCUGACCCCCACAAGGCACUUCAGACCCUCUAUGAGUACAGCGAGUGGCGUAACUGAAAGCCUUGCUCUCACUCCAAGCAGUCAGAUCUCGGGCGGAAAGCACAGCGCGUCGUUCUCCGCAUGCGAAGUCGUUGUGAGCGGCGAUAUUUGGUUUGCUAGUCUGGUGCAGAGCUUACCUGUCGAAACUUUUGUCGAUUUGUUGAUGGAUGCACAGCGGUUUGAAGACGCUCUCGCGACAGUUGCGCUUUAUGGUACGAGUGAGAGUACUGUUAAUGCUGAUAGCAUUCACCAGCGUGUAUGGAUGCAGUACCGAAAUCAAGCGGGUUGUAUCAAGCAAGAUAUUAACGACGAAGCCGCUUCAACAAGCUCGGAACUCCAAGAUCUCGUCUUUUUGUCAACGCGGCCGCGGGGGCUUCUACAACGCGGGGAGCGAGAUGAAUUUGCAGUUGCAUUGGAGCAUUUGCGAGCGAUUUCCAACAAGCAGUGGGUGGUUGGCGAAUGUUUGCAUCUCAUCUCGGACGAUUCCAGCGGCAACAUGAAGAAGAUUCUUGAGGUGGCGUGGGAUGCCUGGGUGGGCUUAAACGAUGGCAACGAAGUUGCAACGGAGCUCUCGCAAGAAAAGGUGGAUUUACAGCGGUACAUUUACCGCCUCGAAACAUUGCGCUUAGUUCUGUGUGAAGAAGAAGGCGUUUCUACCACGUCGGUUGCAGGAGACCAGCUCUUUGAUGGAGAAGCGUAUGCGCAAUUUAGAUCCGCGUCUGUUUUGGCGACAGCGAAGCAGUUUGCUCGGGAAGGUCGUGUGGGCGCGCUCACUGUUCUAUUCGGUCGACAUGCGUGGAAUUUGCUCCCCCACUGGUUUGACGUUCUCGAGCUGCUCCCACCUUUCGUGUCGCCAUCCACUUAUGAAUCUCUCCUACCAGCCAUUGCCACACAGAUAGACGACGACGGGCAGAUAUGCAGGUUGAGCAAGAUAGAUGGCCUAACCGCGGAAGCUGGUGACGAUAACGAGUUGGCGACUCCGGUGGUGCUUCUCUCCGAUAAUCAGCUUCAGGACCUUACGGAUGAAGAACGAGCAGAGUUUGACGAGUACGCACAGAUGGACCGCGACGAGCGCAGCUCAGUGUACGGCAAAUGGUUCACGAAGAGGAUUCUGGAGCUGGAUACUCGUUACGGUCAGCUUGCUUUUGCUUACGAGCUUAGCUGCUUGGCCACCAAAUGCUUGAGCGGGUGGUCUUCACAAGCCAAAAGGUCGCUGGAGGAGUUCUUCAUGCAAACAGAGCUCUUGUACAAGUGCGUGUACCCGCUUCAGCUAUCGGCCUGCUGCUUGCUCCCGCUGAGUGAGUGGUCCGCUCUGUCGAUUCAAGAUCAAGCGAUGCUUGUGGUGGGUACUGCUGACGAGAAGACUUUUGCUGGGGACGUGUCUCCUAUCCUGGAUCGUUUGGACAUGGUGUUCGUGUCCCAGCGCAGAGAGCUGUACGCUUUGGACGACCUUUUUUCGUGGUUAGCUCAGACUAUCUCAUCGAAGUCCUCCUUGGGAAGUCUGACGUUUGCAGCACAACUCAUUCAUCGGAGCAACCCAUCGAUUAAUCGAGCCAACCGGUGGAUUCAGAGUGACACUCAGCUGAUCGAGACCGCCUUAGAUGUGGUUUAUUCGGUCAACUCCUCUGACAUCAUUGGCGACAAAUCGCCUACUGUGGACGAGGAUGUGUACAUGCAGCGCCAUUUCGCACUAGUAGAGCAGUUGUGGACAAUUUUCCAGUCGCUGCCCGUCCGGAAGGAAAAUGACCCGCCGGAGAUUGCCCAGUUGCAGGUGGCUGUGGAUGAGAUGGAAGAUCUGAUGGUGACAAUGGACGUGCUUAGCAAAUACGGCGUGGUUUCGUCACCCAGUAGCCUCAAGUACCGCAUGCUGGCUAGUAGUGGUGUUGGUGCGGGUGGUGGCACCAGUGUUGGGCCACAAGGUUUGCUAGAGCAAAUGUGCGAGUUUGCGUUACCAGGCGAUUUUUCCGACGACGAGGAAAACGGGGAUGGAAGCCAGUGGAUGGAAGUGCUACAGGACGCAGUCAAGCUGAAAGAACACGCGUUUGGCGAACGAUUAAGCCAAGAGAUGAUUCUGGAUGUUAUUUUGAAGCAUCUACUUGCGCCUGAACGCGCCUACGUCGAUGCUGCCCAGAAUUUAGUGAACCACUGGAUCGCCUCCGAUGUGGAGGCUAUCGAGCACGUGCUGGAUGGACUGAUUGUGGCGAUUCGAACGAAGCUCGACUCGGUGACUGGGUAUUCGGAGGACGCCAAAUCAAAUACUACGCAUGAUGCUGCGUUGGGCUGCAUCGGUAUCGCAAGACAACUGCUAUCGCUCCCAGUGUGGGAUGAAGGAGACCGUGCCGAGUCUGGGGCAAAACAGCACUAUGAAGAGGCUUUGGCGCUCGAGACAGACACCGCGCACGCUUGCGAACUGCUAGACUUGCUCACAUACGGAGCAGUUAAACUGUCACCGUCCAAGCUUCGCAGCUCGACAGAGGAGCAGGAGGAGAGCAGCGCCCGACUGGAUGCUGUCUGUCAAGUAUUUGUAAGUAACCCGAGCAACUACAAGCCGUCCGUGCGUGCUCGAGAGUGGCUGGAACGGCAUCAUGCUGGCGAGGUCGAUCUCACGAACGGAGAGUCAGCUCCAGAGCUGUGGAACGAGCCUCUCGCUGCAGUAAUGUACUUGGCCAAGUUACUCCGCGUUGACUCGCAGAGGCUGGAAAUCUGGAUGAAGGGCGCUUACGCAGCACUCUAUUGCAUGGAUUACGAUGUUGCGUACGACUUGACCAUGCAAGUUAUCGCCGGGAUUCCGACCGAGACAGAAGCACUCGCAGCUAGCCAGAACAAUGGCGAUGACAAGUUGACCCUUCUGCACUUGGUCUCGUUGAUUUUGGACCUCGUGUCUGCUUCGUCCUUCGGGUCAUGGGGUAAGAAGCGCAAACUGUGUUGCGCGCUGUUCAGCGCAGCAAACGUUGCGUCUUCGGAUCUCUUCGGGCAUCAAGUGACAGACUUGGUACUGUCGUGGCAGGAAAGAAUAGAAGCUAUCCAGGGCUUAAUGGUAGAGCUUGGCUUGUCCGACGCCGACCUGGAGCAACGACGACUUGCUGGCAGCAAAACUUCUAGCAGCGCUGAAGCUGUGCUUCUGAAUGAGCUGCAUGUAGUCGUUGAGUUGCUGCACGAAGAGAAGAAUGACCGCCAGUUCCUGCUACGACUGCUGCAGCACGGUUUCCAGCUCGCCCAAGUGAUGUCCAACAACGACUCCGGGAGCGACAACAAAGACGACACAGAGGUUGUAUCAACAUUCUUACAGCAGAUGGUGCAGCUGUGCGUGAAGGAGGCGUUGGAGUUGACUUUUGUUCCCACGACGAGUGACUCUGGAGACUGGCAGCAAUACCUGGAGCUUGGUUUCAGUUAUUUGAUGCUGUGGAGUGAUCUCUGCGUGGAUGACGAAAGUUUUGAAGCAUUCUGCACCGAUGAUAUCCUGCCGUUGAUUUCCCCAACGAACGCUUCUGUGCAAGCAAGUGAAGUUGUAGUUCGGUGCUUGCAUCACUUCUUCUUGUUCCAGGUGGCCCAGGCCAAGGAGAACCCUGCUGAAAGUGAUACUGAGGCGCUACUGACUCGCAGAAAGCGUCUUGAAACGUUGUCAUCAUCCUAUGAAGCUGUACGGAAAUCCGCUGGUUCUCUUAGUGAGUCUCAGAAUGGCGCCUUAGACGACAUGGCAAGCAUCUACGUGAAGUUGGCGCAGCAGUGCCAAGAGCGACUGGUUUCGCAAAAGAAGUCGCAGGAAAUGGAGCAAAUGAACACGUUCUUCAACACGGAGCUGGAUCUGGAGCGGUUCUCGCAAGAUGAAAGCUACCGAAACGAGAAGAUUAUGCUGCUGGCCACGAAGAAGGAGCACUUCCAGCUCUCAAGGCAGUUUGCCAGCAAGUACGGAAUCGACGAGUAUGACUGUGUGCUAGCGUACAUCAAGAACGUGCUGCUAUUUCCGCCGGAUAGCAGUCGACUGGGUCGUCGAGAGCAGCUAGAUCAAGCCUUCCACAUUGAGCAGACUGAUAUCCUGGAGGAGGCUUUACAGAAGCCGGUUACUUUUGGAGACUUUUUGUUGGGAAGAGGGGCUGCAGGAGAACCCAGCGUGUACGAGAUGAUCGAUGGAACGGAUCACGUUGGCAUUUUACUUGUUUUGCGCAUGGUCCUGGAAUGCUCAAAGCGAAUCCACCAAGAAUCUGCUGUGUCGGAGUCCCCCCACGGGCGAUCUCUGUUUCCUUUGUCCAAACCGUCGACAGACCGUAUCACCUUGCUGUUCAUGUGCCUGAAAAAAUUGAAGGAAAUUGGAGACGCGCUCGACGAUGUAGAGCCAGUUGACCUCAAGCUCAUCGGCGCAGCCUCGACAACCGCCGAACUGUUGAAAUCUUUAGCUUUGUCACAGACGGACCCUCAAGCUAUGAUUGCGAAUCGUGAGAUGGCUGUUGAAGCAGUGCGGCCUCUUCUUACUGGCAAGACUAUCAAGUUUGUUACCAAGAUCUUACGCAAGCUGCAUCGUGUGACGCCAAGCUCUAUGGUCAUGAUCUAUAUAAAUGACUUGCUGACUGGAAUCUGGAGAGAGCACGGAGCAACCGGCAGCACCACGGGAGUGCUAUCUGCUGAUCUGGCAGUCUACGCGUACGAGUCAUGCGUGCCGUGUCUUUCAGUUCUCUCGAACGAGCACUUGAUGUUGUUCCAUUACUUGUUCCUGGAUGGCUCAAGUGGAAAGCCAACCCCCGAGUUGGUAGCGCACCUGAAUAUCGAGGAGGAGUUCUACGGACAGUCGUUGAGCGUCUUGGAGCACUUCGGAGCACUGCUGACCCCUCAGAAGCGCGUCGAGCUCGUGGCAGACACGCUGACACUCUUCCAGACGAAGUACAACUCGUGGCAAAACUCGGGCCCGCGCUCAAACGUUUCGUCCACGUCGUCUACUUCAUCCUCGUCCUCUUCAUCAUGGGACCCCGCCCAAUUCAAGCGGAAGGAGCAGGAGCUGCACUAUCUGGAACGCGAGUUGGCCGAGAACGUGUGCUAUCUGCUGCUGAAGGAGAUUGAACGGAGUGCCUUGACAUUCGACACACAGUCGUUGGAGACCUUGGCUUCGAGCUUGAAGGCGUGGUUUGCGAUGGAUUCUCUCCAGCAAGCUGCCAACGAGGAGGUUCUUCACAAUACCGUGCUGAUGGAGCUUUGUAAGCGCGUGAUGUCGGUGGAUCUGGCGACUCUCAUCAUGGAGUUGGUACUGCGCGCCGGCGGAAGCAAGGCCAGUGGUGACGUUGCCGUGAGUGCGAUUGCACACAGCUACCAGGCGGCCAUCACUAAUCUCAUUGAUCAGGCCAUGGGCGCUGGGGAAGAUGGAGCAAAGCAAAAUGUCCAAUGGGUCGAACGACUAGCGUGGACGUGGGUCACAGGUUCGGGCGCUCCCAGCAGCAAGCAAUCAGCCGAGAUUGAACGCUACCUCCGUGGCGCGUUGGGCAAUUCAGGAGAUGGAAAGACGGCGUCGCACGCCAUAUAUGAGCGAGUUGUAACAAUGCUCUCGCAGUCGCCGUCUACAUUGCUGAAGGAGAUUGGAUUGAACCGGCUUGGAGCAAUGCAGACUCCUGCCGACGAAGAGGAAGUCAAGCGUGUAAGCGGCGUGGUGCGUGAAGCCGUGCUGUUGCAGUGGGGGCAACUGAUCGCUUUCGCUGAAGAACAGCAAAAGUGGACGGAGGCUGCGGUGCUGAGUAACAUGCUGACAACGUGCGAGGGCGAAAAGAGCAGAGACGCUACUGCGGUCAAGUGGCACUUUGGUCUUCAUGUGAAGGCUGUUUGGUCUGCGCUUCUCACCAAACACAAGCUUGAUGAACACCCAGACUCGCAGCGCAUCCUGGUAGUCCCAAGUAGCGACAUUUCGGACCACUUUGCUGCUGUCUUUGAGGAGCUGCUCGCCUUCAUAGAGGUUUGUGCAGGCGAUGACAACCCGAGGGCGCUACGGUUCGCAGAGACGGCGACGGUGGCGUUGAGCAACUUGCUCGUGCGCCAUGACGACGUACUCGGAGCAUCUGAGGGUGCUGCGCAGCGGAGUGCCUCUGCAUGGCAAGACGAGCAGAAGCGUGCGGUGGAGACUCGAGUGCAAGCGCAGUUUCAAGUUGGAGUCGUGGCUGAGAGGCAGGCGCCAUCCAUGAACGAGGAGGAUGCUACAUGCUGGUCAGCUCUCUUCGCCCGGGGUGUGUGGGGUGCUCGCCUGUUGAGUUGGUACACCACCCACGCGUACGCGGAGCUGAGUAGCGAGGAGGAAGCCACUGAGGCGGUCAUCUUGGUGCAUUGGGAGGCCAGCAACCUCGAUUUGGCGAUUCAACUGCUGCUCAUGUGUCCAUUCGACAACCUCCGAGAGAAGUACGCCGAGCGCGCCCUGUCGGUUGUGCGUCAACUCCCCCAAGGAUCUCCCAGUUGGUCUGCCGCUGUGGAGCUGGCGCUGCUGCGCUUCGACGUCGCCGUGCUCUUGCAGCACGGUCUUCACUCCUCCGUGGUGGCGUUCCUGCUGCAAAACUCCACCAAACGACCUGCGCUCUGGACGUCCAGCGGCGACUACGUCGUGUGCGCGCUGGUGACACAGGGCGAGCUCGCAGCAGCUGGACGUCUGACCUGUGCACUGCGCCACGCCCACCCACUGCUUUGGGACGUGGAGAACGCUCGCCUAUUGCUCGCCAACUACUUGCGGUCCCUCGCUUCGUCACCCGAGAAGCACACGAGCCACGACGCAUUGGCGCUGGCGCCUCUGAAGCACGAGGUGUUCGUCCAGACGUCCACCCGGUUCGCGAGCGUCCUCAUCUAG
This is a messenger RNA of Phytophthora sojae, 8112 nucleotides long. RefSeq lists its product as hypothetical. The record is from RefSeq and is a predicted model, not a curated record. The coding region runs from base 1 to 8112 and encodes 2703 amino acids. Lineage: Eukaryota; Oomycota; Peronosporomycetes; Peronosporales; Peronosporaceae. Gene Ontology annotation, molecular function: SNARE binding. Gene Ontology annotation, cellular component: Dsl1/NZR complex; endoplasmic reticulum membrane. The transcript is spliced from 4 exons. Gene Ontology annotation, biological process: retrograde vesicle-mediated transport, Golgi to endoplasmic reticulum.